Messenger RNA from Mercenaria mercenaria, 1446 nucleotides. RefSeq lists its product as uncharacterized. The record is from RefSeq and is a predicted model, not a curated record. The transcript is spliced from 10 exons. Bases 151 to 1446 code for a protein of 431 amino acids. Lineage: Eukaryota; Metazoa; Mollusca; Bivalvia; Venerida; Veneridae.
UCAGGGUCAGGGUUGAGUGAAACGAAUUCGCCCCACAGGAAGUGAGGAAAAUCAGCUGUGAACUCGGAUUUUUUUCUUCUCAAAACAGUAUUGGAAUUGUACUGUAUCAAAACAUUUUAGGCAGCCCACUGAUACUGAAAGUAAGUUUCUAUGCCUCAAAAUAGUGACAGAGAAGAUGAAGAAAUGAUGGCAUUAUUGCCAAGUGACAUCUGGUUCAAUGGUGCUUGCAACAUUCCAUUCCAUAUAGGUGGGAUACUGCUAUAUUUAAUUAACACUGCCAUAUCACAGUCUGGAAUCCCCCAUGUAUUUGAUGACAUUGUAUGCAGAGCUCCACGUCUUUCAGGGUAUUUUAAAGAUCUCAACAUAUAUACAUUCCUUAAAUCAAGGUUCAGAGGCCAUGGCUUGCUCAACAAGAUUGGUUUUGGUAACGCACUUCUUGGCUCAAAUGUAUCAGGUCUUACUGUCAAGAAUGAGUCCAGUACUAUAGAAGUGUACAUUGCUUACUGUACAAAGCUAAUGGACAAGAAUAAGAUUUUGACAUUGAUAGUGAUAUUGUUGCUUCUGGCUGGACGAGUUGAGGGUGGUCCUGUCCGAGAAAAUGAUACAGCCGAAGGUCAUGACAGGAGCCUCUUUACUACUUUUCCAUUGCCUGAGUCACUAUGGUGCCAGAUCCCUGAGAAAGAUAUCGAGUGUCCUGUUGGAGAUUACGCAUUUGAAUUAAAGACAGAAAAUUGCCAAUAUGAAUGUCCGUCUUGGGAACAGAUUAUAUGUAUGAACAGUGAACAAGGAAUGGUGUUUUUCUGCAUUCCAAAGGGUACAACUUGCUCACAAGGUAUUGGCUGGAAUGUUGAGCAUAUCGACAGCACUGAUGUAGUUGUGAAGGAAAGUUCUUGUCCAGAGGGUUACUACCAGGAAGAACCGUCCAAAUGUCAUAAUGCAUGUAAAACAAGGCAUCUGUCCCUAGAAAUUAUUCCUAUUCAGUUUAAAAUAUUCUCCAAAGGGGACCAUAGCCAUCCGACAAAGCUGAUGUGUGAUUACACUGCUGGAUACUACAAUGCUAACAACAAAUCAUACAUCAGAUACGAUGGGAAUUUUGCUUACUACUAUCAGGAUUUCUGCACACACAUCAACAUUUCUAAUCCAUGUUCCAGUGGACAAAUACCUUUAUACAAUGGGACUUGUGUGGACAAAUGCAGCACUGGGUAUGAAAGAGAUGAGACAGACUUCAAGUGCAAAGCUUUGAAAGAUAAUAGAAGUGAUCGAAACCCCAAAACAUCUUUUGUCACGCCAGCAGGUCAGGAUAAAGUAACAACAAGCGAAAGAAACACUGAGAUAUCAAUCGACAGGACUGGUGAAUUUCUGCAUAUGGGUUUUCCCAGUAACAGCAAAGUUAUGGUCAUUAUUAAAUUUGUGUUUAAUGCUGCUGAGGAGGUACAAGUCCUGUAG